Messenger RNA from Vicia villosa (hairy vetch), 3111 nucleotides. RefSeq names its product probable LRR receptor-like serine/threonine-protein kinase At3g47570. The transcript is spliced from 2 exons. The record is from RefSeq and is a predicted model, not a curated record. Gene Ontology annotation, molecular function: ATP binding; protein binding; protein kinase activity. Gene Ontology annotation, biological process: protein phosphorylation. Lineage: Eukaryota; Viridiplantae; Streptophyta; Magnoliopsida; Fabales; Fabaceae. Bases 10 to 3111 code for a protein of 1033 amino acids.
CAAAACCAAAUGAAGUCUUUUAUUUUCUUGUCAUCUAUACUUUUAUACCUUCAUCUUCUUUUUCUGGUCACCUUAACUUUAAUAUGCUUUGGCUCAAACAAAAUUAUGGCAGUGACAUUAGGAAACCAAACUGAUCAUUUAGCAUUGCUCAAAUUCAAAACAUCAGUAACUAGUGAUCCAUAUACAACUCUUGAAUCUUGGAAUUCUUCCAUCCACUUCUGCAAGUGGUAUGGAAUCACAUGCAGCCCCAUGCAUCAAAGAGUGAUUGAGUUGAACUUAGAUGGAUAUGAGUUACAUGGAUCUUUAUCUCCCUAUGUUGGCAAUCUCACUUUUUUGAAAGCUCUCAACCUAGGAAACAACAGUUUCUUUGGAAAAAUUCCACAGGAAUUAGGUAAGUUGCUACAAUUGCAACAUCUUCGUCUCACCAAUAACUCAUUUGCAGGUGAAAUUCCUACAAACUUGACAUAUUGCUCCAAUCUCAAAUACUUGUAUUUGGGAAACAACAAUCUAACUGGCAAAAUACCAAUUGAAAUUGGUUCUUUGAAAAAGCUUCAUUAUUUUGUUGUUUCGAAAAACAAUUUAACUGGAGGAGUCUCUUCAUCCAUAGGCAAUCUUUCAACCUUAAUUUUUUUUUCGUGUGCUUUUAACAACUUAGAAGGGGAAAUUCCACAGGAAAUAUGUCGCCUAAAAAGCCUAAAAUUUUUAGGUUUCCCUGCCAAUAAUUUAUCUGGUUUAAUUCCUUCUUGUCUUUACAACAUUUCAACACUUACUACACUUUCCUUGACAGAUAAUAGCUUUCAUGGUUCUCUCCCACCUAACAUGUUCCACACCCUCCCCGAUCUCCAAAUAUUUGAAAUUGCAGGAAAUUAUUUUUCAGGUCCAUUCGUCACUUCCAUAAUAAAUGCAACUUCCAUUAUAACAUUUGAAAUAAGUACAAAUUACCUUGUGGGACAAGUUCCAAGUUUAGGAAGACUAAAAGAUUUACAAAAUCUGAAUUUGGAACAAAACAAAUUAAGUAACAAUUCUAAUAAAGAUUUGGAGUUUCUUAAUUCUUUGUCAAACUGUAGUAGAUUGUAUGGGGUUUCUAUUAUGGGUAAUAAUUUUGGCGGUAUUCUGCCAAAGUCAAUAGGCAAUUUAUCCACCGAACUUGAACUACUAUUUCUUGGGGGUAAUAUGAUAUCGGGACAAAUUCCUGCUGACUUAGGUUGUCUAGUUGGCUUAAUUCUCUUGACAAUGGAACUUAAUCAUUUUGAAGGAAAUAUUCCAACUACUUUUGGGAGUUUUCAAAAGAUGCAGCAGUUAAGUUUGAGCGGAAACAAGUUGUCUGGAGAUAUACCAUCCUCUAUAGGUAAUCUUAGUCAAUUGUAUCUUUUGACUUUAAAUCUUAAUAUGCUUGAAGGACAUAUUCCUCUAAGCUUAGGAAAUUGUCAAAAGUUACAACUUCUAGACCUUUCAGAAAACAAGCUUAUAGGAACCAUACCUUUAGAAGUUUUUAAUCUUGUUUCUUUAACAAACUUAUUAGACUUAUCACAUAACUCUUUCAAUGGUAGCUUAUCAAGAGAAGUGAGUAUGCUAAAAAAUAUUGGUUCGAUAAAUUUCUCUUAUAAUCAUUUGUCGGGGGAGAUUCCGAUAUCUAUUGGUGAAUGCACAACCUUAGAAUACCUUGAUUUGCAAGGGAACUCCUUCAACGGAACAAUACCAUCCUCGUUGGCUUCUCUCAAAGGUCUUCAAUAUUUAGACCUUUCAUUGAAUCAAUUGUCCGGUUCAAUUCCUGAUGUUCUACAAAAUAUCUCAGGUUUAAAACACUUGAAUGUUUCUUUUAACAUGUUGGAAGGUGAGGUACCAACAGAAGGUGUUUUUGGAAAUUCAACCCAAAUAGGAAUAAUUGGAAUACAAAAGAUUUGUGGAGGUAUUUCACAACUGCAUCUACCAGCGUGCCCCAUCAAGGAUAAAAAACACAGAAAACACCAAAAUUUCUUGUUGAUUGCAGUGAUAAUUGGUGUUCUUUGUUUUCUUCUCAUACUGUCAAUUUUUAUAACUAGCUACUGGAUGAGGAAAAGAAACCAAAAACGAUCUUUUGAUUCACCGACAGUUGAUCAACUUGAUAAGGUUUCAUACCGAGACUUAUAUCGAGGAACCAAUGGAUUCUCAAUUACAAACUUAAUUGGAUCAGGAAGUUUUGGGUCUGUGUACAAAGGAAAUCUUGUGUCAGAAGACAAUUUUGUUGCCAUAAAGGUCCUGAAUCUCCAGAAGAAGGGAGCUCACAAGAGUUUUAUUCUUGAAUGCAAUGCACUCAAAAAUAUUAGACACCGAAAUUUAGUCAAGAUUAUAACAUGUUGUUCAAGUUCAGAUUAUAAAGGUCAAGAAUUUAAAGCUCUUGUUUUUUGUUACAUGAAAAAUGGAAGUUUGGAACAAUGGCUGCAUCCUGAGAUUUUAAAUGCAGAGAAUCAAACAACAUUGGACCUCACUCAUAGAGUAAACAUCAUUACCGAUGUUGCUUCGGCAGUACAUUAUCUUCAUCAAGAAUGUGAACAAUUGAUCAUUCAUUGUGAUCUAAAGCCAAGUAAUGUACUUCUUGAUGAUGACAUGGUUGCUCAUGUGAGUGAUUUUGGUAUAGCAAGACUUGUCUCGGUCAUUGAUGAUACCUCUCAUAAGGAUACCAGUACAAUUGGAAUAAAAGGAACUGUUGGCUAUGCUCCUCCGGAGUAUGGAACGGGGUCUGAAGUGUCUGCAUGUGGUGACAUGUAUAGCUUUGGAAUCUUGAUGUUGGAAAUUCUUACUGGUCGAAGACCCACAAAUGAAGUUUUUGAAAAUGGCCAAAAUCUACAUAACUAUGUCGCAACUUCAUUUCCUGAUAACGUUAUAAAGAUUUUGGACCCGCAUCUUGUAUCAAGAGUUGCAACAGUAGAAAUACAAGAUGGAAAUUAUGAGAUUCUUAUUCCAAAUGUUGAGGAGUGCUUGAUUUCACUCUUUAGGAUUGGACUUUUGUGUUCAAUGGAAUCACCAAAAGAAAGAAUGAAUAUUGUGGAAGUCACAAAAGAGCUUAACAUAAUCAAAAAGACUUCUCUCGUUGGUGAGAUGAUAUUUUUUAGUGUUUAUUUGAAUCAUUAG